CUGUUUUUAGUUUCAUCUCUUCUUUUCUUUAUUUACCUUUAUUGCUUCAUUCUCCAGGCCUCAACACGAACCACCCAUAGUGGCGCAGAUAAGCAGUCUUUAACUGGUUCCCACCAGCCUUCAAGUAUUACAAAGCAACCAGAAAUCGUGUAUUCUUCUGACCUAUUCCAGAACCUUAGACAAAACCAGCUGUCAUCGACAUCGUCAAGCCUGCAACCUGAUCUUUCUUCGUGUAUUCCUUCUACUUAUAUUUCCUUGCCUGGUCCUUUGCUACUUCCUUCUGGUUUGGCAUUGACAGGCACAGCACUUUUGCCUGAUUCUAAUUUGCCUACCUCGGAAGUAGAACAAAGUAACUUCCAUCGUCUUGGCAGUGAAUAUAUGUUAGGUGCUUCGGUUGGACAAUCCGGAUCGCCACCUGGCUUCCUUUCCCCCUUUGCAGUCGACCACUCUGCCAAGAUCACCACUCCACCUCCGCCUUUAUCGAAACCAUCCCAAAUUUCUCCUCACUUCGUUAUCCAUCCGACGAAAUCCUCUCAUGGUUCUAGAGGUGACGCAGCCUCAAGUCUCGCACCACUUCUUUUAAUCACAAGCCCCUCUAAAGUUACUCCCGCAAUAGAUUCUCCUAUCUUUGUUAAAGGUUUACCGACUAUCCUUAUAAAUUCCGGGUCUAUCCUUGAAACUACUCCUCCUACUUCGAUUUCCAAUGCAUCUACAUCAUUUACCACAUCUGCUUCCUCUUGUGCUACG
Messenger RNA from Protopolystoma xenopodis, 747 nucleotides. The record is from the annotation of a GenBank genome assembly. NCBI's taxonomy places the organism in Eukaryota, Metazoa, Platyhelminthes, Monogenea, Polystomatidea, Polystomatidae.